AUGGAUGAUUUCAGAGGGGUUUUACAGGACUGUAAGUUGAAGGAUUUGGGUUUUAUUCAAGGCAAAUAUACUUGGUCUAACUUUAGACAGGAUCAUAAUUUUACUAAAGAAAAGCUUGAUCGAGCCACAGCCAACUCUGAAUGGUGUGCAGCUUUUGGUGGGGGAGAAGUACAAGUCUUAGCCUCUUCUACUUCAGAUCACUAUCCUCUUUUGAUAACAGUUGGGCAACAGAAUGAUUGGACUAGGAAACCUGUUCAAAUUUGCAGAUAUGAAGACAGUUGGUCUUUAUUUACAGAGUGUGAAGAUGUUAUCCACAAUGCUUGGCAAAGGUAUGGGAGGAACAAGGAAGGCCUCACAAAGAUUAAUAAAAAACUUGAGGGUUGCUUACAAGUGCUGAAGCAUUGGAGUUACCAAAAAGAGUGUGCCUCUAGAGAUAGUCUUAAGCAAAAGAGGAAAUCUCUACAACAUUUACAACAAUCUGUUACUGCUAAAUCAGUGCAACAACUUAGAGAGUUACAAACAGAAAUUGACAACCAGCUUAAAAGAGAGGAUGUGAAAUGGAAACAAAUGGCCAAAGAGAAUUGA
This is a messenger RNA of Juglans microcarpa x Juglans regia, 585 nucleotides long. RefSeq lists its product as uncharacterized. The transcript has a single exon. Lineage: Eukaryota; Viridiplantae; Streptophyta; Magnoliopsida; Fagales; Juglandaceae. The record is from RefSeq and is a predicted model, not a curated record. The coding region runs from base 1 to 585 and encodes 194 amino acids.